This is a messenger RNA of Eucalyptus grandis, 1290 nucleotides long. RefSeq names its product probable carboxylesterase 12. NCBI's taxonomy places the organism in Eukaryota, Viridiplantae, Streptophyta, Magnoliopsida, Myrtales, Myrtaceae. Gene Ontology annotation, molecular function: hydrolase activity. The coding region runs from base 153 to 1100 and encodes 315 amino acids. The transcript has 2 exons. The record is from RefSeq and is a predicted model, not a curated record.
UUCCUUUCCGCAUCUGACAAAGAAGACUAACAACGAUGUCGAGGCAUAUAAAAAAACAGCAAAUAAUGCAAGAAGGCACCAUGAACUCCUGAUUCACUCUCUUGCUUCUUCUCCUCAACAUUGAUCUUGCUUUUCUUUCACUCAAAAACUUCAUGGAAACAGAAGUGGCCAAUGAUUUGUCUCCGUUGGCAAAGGUUUACAAGGAUGGCCGAGUGGAGAGACUCAUGAGCACGGCCACAGUCCCUCCAUCUCUCGAUGAGAAAACUGGCGUCCAAUCGAAAGACGUUGCCAUUUCAUCGGACUCCACCGUGUCGGCAAGACUUUACAUCCCUAAAGCAGCGGUCGGCUCUCUCCAAAAGCUCCCUGUACUCGUGUACUUUCACGGGGGAGGCUUCAUAAUUGAAACGGCGUGGUCACCGACUUACCACAACUAUCUCAAUCCCCUCGUUGCAGAGGCUAACAUCAUUGCUGUCUCCGUUGAAUAUAGAAGGGCACCUGAGCAUCCCCUUCCGGCAGCCUAUGAUGAUUCUUGGACUGCCCUCAAAUGGGUGGCCUCUCAUUCUGCUGGAAACGGCCCCGAGGAGUGGUUGAAUUCUCAUGCCAAUCUCAAGAAGGUCUUCAUGUCUGGAGAUAGCGCCGGGGCAAACAUAGUUCACAACAUGGGCAUCCGACUGGGAGAGGAAAAGCUAAAUGGAAUUGAAAUUCCGGGCGUUGUUAUGGUGCAUCCUUAUUUUUGGGGCGAAGAACCAUUGCCUUUGGAGACCACCGAACCCGAGAAGAGGUCCAAGAUCAGGGACAUUUGGCACGCGGCAAAACCGACAACCACCGGGCUCGACGACCCCCUAAUGAACCCAGCGACCGAUCCAAGGCUAUCGGGUUUGGGUGUCAGCAGGGUCCUAAUUUGUGUCGCUGAAAAGGAUAUGUUGAGACAGAGGGGUUGGUAUUACAAGGAGGUGUUGAGUAAGAGCGGAUGGAAGGGAGAUGUGGAAGUGAUGGAAGCACCGGAGGAGGAUCAUGUGUUUCAUUUGGUGAAACCUGGCUGUGAGAAUGCUGAGAAGAUGAUGAAGAAAUUGGUCUCCUUCAUGAACGAGGAUAUAUAGGAUCAAAGGUAUUACUGUCAAUAAGUAGCUUCCGUCGUGUGCGGGGCCAAUUCUUGUUAUCUCUGCCUCUAUUUGUACUGGAAAACAAAGUCUGCUUUUCCAUUUGCCAGGAGCUAUGUUCCGUGAAUGUAAUUUUCGUAUGUGGUUUGUAAGUUUAAAAUCUCGUGGGUAAAAUCGUUUAACUGGCGAA